Durio zibethinus is the source of this 2162-nucleotide messenger RNA. NCBI's taxonomy places the organism in Eukaryota, Viridiplantae, Streptophyta, Magnoliopsida, Malvales, Malvaceae. The record is from RefSeq and is a predicted model, not a curated record.
GAUGAAAAUCGACAGCUUUUUGAUUGGAGGCUCGCUUGUGAGAAUGAGUGAUCAUAAUGCAAGAAUUACAUGCAUGAGUGAGUCAAUCUGAUGGGUUUCCUUGUAUAAUAAUUUGACCUUGUCUUUGGUUUAAUCUCCGGCAAAUGCUAAUGUUACUUGUCUCUUCAUAUUAUUGCAUAUUUUGGCAAAUUGCAUUUACAAAUAUGGAGCUUGAUUUUCUUGAUUAAAGUUUGGCAUGUAUGAGUACUAAAAAGUUUACAUUGCUAAAGCAAUGUGCUUAUUUACAUACGAAUGUUUCAUGGAUAUCAGGCAUUAAAAGGGGGUAUAUCCAUAUGGAAAAGCUAUAGCUGUUUUUAAUAUAUGAGAUGAUUGUUCUGCAGUUGUUUCCACUUGAUGAAAAUUCUUUAGUUCAGAGUGAGACGCAAAGAGAAGAAAUGUUUUGGUAACCUCAAGUUAUGACCACUCUAAUUCGUCUAUGGUGGAAGGGCGCUUGCCAAAGGUGUUUUAUAGGUCAUAAUGGUGCAGUUUCCACAUUGUCAGACAAAUUAUUAGGUGAUGAAGGUGCCAAAGUAUUGGCAAGCAGUGGGGAAGAUGGUACUGUUCGCCUCUGGUCCCUUAGUUCUAGUGGAAAACAUGGCCAAAAAGCUUUAAAGGCUAUGCUUUAUGGGCAUGAGAAGCCUGUUAUGUUGAUGUUAGUUGCAGGGCAUGCAUUUUUUUCAGUAAGAAAACUCUCUUGUUUAUUUCUUGUCUGUCUUAUAACAACACUUCGAAAAUUUGAGUUUUAUAUCUAUAUUUUCUUUAUUUACAAUCCAUGGUUGAUUUGUUCAUCAUUUUUCCAGGCACAAAACUUCCUUUUGGUCACCAUGUCAAAGGAUUCUAAGGUGAGAGUUUGGGAUACAAGUACAUCAUCAGCUAUUCGUUCUUCAUGUUGUGUGGGAAUGGCUUCUGUUGCUGGUGCACCUGUGGACAUAAAUGCCAUGAAGCCUUGCUCUAUGUUGCUGCUGUUCUUCUCUAAUAAUUGUUGACUUAAGGACAACGCGAAAGGUUAACUCUGCGGCAAUAUAUCCACCAAAAUUGUACCUCUUCGCAAUUAUGCCCUCAAAAUCCCUAAUCUGCACCAGUGGAUUUGGCAAAGCAAUGCUUUGGGAUUUCAGAAGAAGCCAGGAGAUUUCAAAACCAGAACCAGUAACUCAGUUGGAUGGUCAUAUGGGUUCAGUGACACUAUUACACGUGGAUCCAUAUAAAAUUUACAGGAGAGCUGGUGGAUAACUUUAUUACUACUUGGGAGAUUGACACUGUUACAAGAACAGAUUCUUUGCUUUGUAAUCGUCCAGAGCUGGGAAGCACCAAUAUUGGGUGUUCAGCCAUGGCCGUAAUGCAUGUAGAAUUGCUACUGCCAAUUAUGGUGAAAAUCAGGGACUUGUCCGCUUUCGGGAUUUCUCCAGAGCAACUCAUCCGAUUUUCGAAUAUGAUGAUGAAAAUGAGGAUGUUUCCAAAUUCUGGGGUACACAAUCAUAUGGUGAUUCUGACUGAUCCAAUGAAUGAUUAGCUUGCAUCUCUAUUCUUUACGCAUGAUCUUUUGACUUUUGUAUAUAAAUUUAGCUGCUAUCCGAUCCUUGGGUAAUAAGGAUAUAGAUGAGUAUUAUUUCUUUGCUUUUGUUCUUCUUUUUCCAAUAUUCUUUUAGCAAGAAGAUUGUAAGUUUGUAACAUUAAGGUCCUUUAUUGUUUUAUGCAUAGUUAUAUGAAAUUAAAAAAAAAAUUAAUGAGGUUUCCUAUUGUUUGGUUGAAUGUCUCACCUGCCACCUUUAGUAAAUCUUUCACUUAUGGAUAAAAAAAAAUCCUUUUUACUUUGUAUGCUACCAACUAAACAUCUAAACCCUUGAGAAAUUGGCAAUCUGACUGAAAACUGGUUUCAAUCCGGGGGCAAAUCGGAAAUAGAGCAUUGGGGUUUGGAAAUUAGUCUACUCAACUCUAAUUAUGCUCACCAAAUCAAUGGAUGUAUGUUGAAUUGAUAGAGUAUUAAAUUUUUAAUUUUAAAAUUAUCCAAGCUCAAAAUAAUCUGUUAAACUCAAAUUUUGCUCCUGACGUCAAAGAAAUGUGAUUUGUUCGAUUGAAUUUUUAAUUUUAAUAAUUAAAAUUUAAAUUUGGGCAAAUUUAAAUGG